AUGGUUGGGUUUUCCUCUGAUUCCCUUGCCCCAACCCACAACAUUGGAUUAAUGUCAGGCCUCCCAGCUACACUGGCAGCCGUUAAAAAUCCCACCCCAAAAAUUGUAUAUGACGAACACAACCAUGAGCGUUGUCCACCUGGUGACCCUAGCAAGCGCGCAUUUGCUGAUUUUGUCUUGACUGGAGGCAGGGUUGUGUUUGCGUCCUUGAUCCGUCUCCUGAUACUGAAGUUUGUUCUGAGCAUGUUUGCAAGUAAAGAUGUUCUUGCCCUCGCCUCCCUUGAGUGUGACCUAUCCAGCAUUGAACCUGGCAGUACUGUUACAGUAAAGUGGCAUGGGAAGCCAGUUUUCAUCUGGCAUCGAACUGAGGAGGACAUCAAGCUGGCUCAUAGUGUUGAUAUUCACUCUCUACGUGACCCAGAGGAGGCUGCUGCCAGGGUUAAGAAGCCCGAAUGGCUUGUGGUGGUUGGGGUAUGCACCCAUCUGGGGUGCAUUCCCUUACCUAAUGCUGGUGAUUUUGGUGGUUGGUUUUGUCCUUGCCAUGGCUCCCACUAUGACAUCUCUGGUAGAAUCCGCAAAGGGCCGGCUCCCUACAAUCUGGUGGUGCCCCCUUACAUCUUUUUGGAUGAGAACAAAUUGUUGGGUGAGCAUGUAUUGAGGUAGUGUUAUUGCAGAGGAAGUGCUGGAUCUGCUGUUUUGUUCUUCACUCAGGACCUGAGAAAGUUUUACUUAUUGUAACAUAUUCUCUCUUUUGGGUCUUGGUUUUGCAUUUGCCGCCAGUUUUAGGAUAUACUAUUUCAAAUACUGACA
This is a messenger RNA of Ilex paraguariensis (yerba mate), 810 nucleotides long. The record is from the annotation of a GenBank genome assembly. NCBI's taxonomy places the organism in Eukaryota, Viridiplantae, Streptophyta, Magnoliopsida, Aquifoliales, Aquifoliaceae.